CCCCCCAAAAAUAAAAUAAACCCCCUCCCCAAAAAUGAACACUCAAGCGAGAACGAGCAUGUCAAACCAUCUCUCCAUCUGUAAAAUGUCCAUGAAAUGAGAUCGAGAAGCUACACCAUUCCAUGGAACAUCGUCCUACCAAUCUUUUCCGCGAAAAGGGUGUUUAGUAUGCAUUUUCUUGGGCGCCUGUCUCUAUGCUGCAACACAUAAAAUUUGGACUGAGAAGUUGGUAAUGGUGAUUUUCUACUGUGCGCGUUUUGUUCGUCCACUCCCCCUUCCCCGUUUGCAACUACUCCUCGAUCACCUCAGCAGAAGACCAGGCCACCAAUGCCUGACCAGCACCUUGUCAGCACCACAGCUACAUCCAACCAUGACAGAGCCAUCACUCACAAGGACACAAUGGAAUUACAUCCACCUAACACUUCCGCCAGUAACAGUGCUAACGGCAACAGUAACGUUACCAAGAGGACAAGCAUAGCUGCAGGGACACCGACUCUGUCUAAAACAGAGACCGUUCUCUGUGGUGCCGCUGCUGGUGUAGUCUCGCGCUUCGUUAUUGCGCCCCUAGAUGUCGUCAAGAUCCGUCUGCAGAUGCAAACACAACGGAAGGAACUAUCGACCAUCCUCAAAAUCAAAGCUGGCGCAACUGGAGAUGCUUCAGCAAUAGGGAGCAUUGCAAAGCAGCAACCAAAAUACAGGGGCAUGUUUUCUGGGAUGGCAACAAUUGUUCGUGAAGAAGGCAUCCGGGGACUAUGGAAGGGCAACAUGGCUGCCGAGUAUCUUUACUUGACCUAUAGCGGAAUUCAGUUCCUCGUAUACCAGCAAUCAAAGGUGCUUCUCAACAGAACAGCAGAGCUCACCGCUCAAAGAGCCUUGACAGUACGUUCAGUUGGAGCAGGGACCACUCCAACGUCGGGAUCAGUCCUCGCUGCGCCGCUCAGUGCCAUCUCAGUCAUGACAAAUUCAUCCGCUGUUCAAUCUUUCAUCGCUGGAGCAAAUGCAGGCAUCGUGGCCACAGCGUGCACCUAUCCGUUCGACUUACUCAGGACCCGUUUUGCUGUUCAGCGGGAUGUCAAAGUAUAUACAGGUAUCGUCCAGGCGUGCCGGCACAUCUAUCGCGCGGAUGGUAUCCAGGGAUUUUACAGAGGCAUGUCACCGGCGCUGAUACAGGUGAUUCCUUACAUGGGUAUCAUGUUUGGAACGUACGAUUCUCUGAAGCGCAUCGCAUCGUGGUUGAAGUACAAGGACAAUGUUGAGUCAUCGUAUUCGAAACGAAUAACCACAGUCUCUGCUACGCCUGUAUCUACAGAGACCUCGACUACAACGUCAGGAUCCGUACAGUUAACGUCACCAUCAUCCUUGCCACGGGCUGACCAGGAAGUGAAGAUGCGUCUUGUCAAAACUGUGGGACAAUUUUUGUUGGGGCUCGAAGACCUACUGUGCGGCGCUCUUUCUGGCGUAAUCUCCAAGACAGGUGUCUAUCCUUUGGACAUGGUCAGAAAACGGCUACAGAUUCAAGGAUCGGAGCAGCAGAAGGUUACCGCAAAUGCUUAUUCGCCAUCAGGUUUAUUAGGAUCUAAGCCCGCCACCAGACAUAAGUUGCCGACAACUGUCUGGAAGUGCAUGUUACAUAUCGCACGGACGGAAGGAUACUUGGCAUUGUAUAAAGGAUUACUUCCGGGUUUGGUGAAGGCCGCGCCUGCGAGCGCGGUAACAUUUUUGGUGUUCUCUCAAGCUGGCACGUUUGUGGAGAAGUUUCGGGGCCGCACAUCCACACCAACGUGAAUCGUGCGAAUAAAAUCAAUACUUUUAUGAACGCG
Molecule: messenger RNA, 1820 nt
Organism: Gamsiella multidivaricata
Lineage: Eukaryota; Fungi; Mortierellomycota; Mortierellomycetes; Mortierellales; Mortierellaceae
Product: mitochondrial carrier domain-containing protein
Exons: 4
Coding region: 328-1785 (485 amino acids)
Biological process (GO): thiamine pyrophosphate transmembrane transport
Cellular component (GO): mitochondrial inner membrane
Molecular function (GO): thiamine transmembrane transporter activity
Source: RefSeq, a predicted model, not a curated record